This is a messenger RNA of Pygocentrus nattereri (red-bellied piranha), 10451 nucleotides long. RefSeq names its product protocadherin Fat 4. Gene Ontology annotation, molecular function: calcium ion binding. Gene Ontology annotation, cellular component: plasma membrane; cell-cell junction. The coding region runs from base 585 to 9533 and encodes 2982 amino acids. The record is from RefSeq and is a predicted model, not a curated record. NCBI's taxonomy places the organism in Eukaryota, Metazoa, Chordata, Actinopteri, Characiformes, Serrasalmidae. Gene Ontology annotation, biological process: homophilic cell-cell adhesion. The transcript has 16 exons.
CUACCUACCUCACAACCUGCCCACAUGUGCCUGCUCUGCAUGUGUACUCAUUUGUUAAUGUGUGGAGUCUGUAAUACAGCUCUACACACACACACACACACACACACACACACACACACACACACACACACACACACACACACACACACACACAAACACACCUAAAGGUAGCAAGUUAGUUUUACAAGAACAGUAGAGGAAAUUACCUACAACAGCUUGCACUGCUAAAGGAAGAAGGAAAUACAGACGUAGAAAAGGCUUUGAUCACAAAAGCGGUUGGAUAAAGCAAGAGGUCAAGCUAGAGUGAACAUCAGUGUCACUUUCCAACGGUGGUGAAACCUGAGGGAGCUGAAAGCCUGGAAAGCCAAGGUUGCUAGUGUUUUGUUGGACAGGUAAUUGUGGUAUGCGCCUGCCCCCUGGGCCCCGACGAUGACGGCGAGUGUGGAGAGGGCGGAGCACAAAGCCCGAGCUCCCCAGAUGGACACGAGUCACGAGAGUGACGGCGGGAGGAGGAGGACGAUGCUGGUGCCGACCAUGAGAGGCACCAGACCAGGCCCUGCCCCCGGUUACGCAGCGAGGCCGCUAUGUUCGACCCAGGCGGCCGAGUUGCCAGCUGGGGGCGAGUCCCGAGCCACAGAACGAUUGUGGGACUCGUGGAAGCAGUGCACGACGAAGAACCCAAGACCUUAGUGUAUUCUGUGCUGGAGGACGACGGGGAUGGCCUUUUCCUUCUCAACCCGCAUUCUGGAGAGUUCCUUUUGUCCCGCACUUUGGAUUUUGAGGCCGAGCGAUUCUACAUUCUUACAGUGGUGGUUCAGCACAGGGACAGUCAGCUUGCUAGAGUCCGUGUGUAUUUCAACGUGGCUGACGUCAACGACAACCCACCAGUUUUCAAACUGAAUGCCUACUCUGUCUCCCUGCCUGAAGAUGCUCCUGUUGGCAUGUGUUUCUUCACUUUGAAUGUCUCAGAUGCUGAUGACGGCAUAAAUGGAGAAAUGUAUGUAGCUAUAAUGUCAGGAGACAAUGAGAACAAGUUUUCGGUGAACCUACAGGGUCAUUUGUGCCUGAAAGGAGAGCUAGAUAGAGAGAGAAGUGCGAUGUACAGUCUGUUAGUUCAGGCCAAUGAUUGUUCUCUACCUGAAGACACACGUCUCACAGCCACUGUCCGUCUUUCUGUCCAUGUUGAGGACAUUAAUGACAACGCCCCACAUUUCAUAUCAGAUAAUACUGUUACCUGUCCAGAGGACACACCAAUUCAGGCUGUGGUUACAUCUGUACAAGCAGUAGAUGCAGAUUCUGGAUUUAACGGUGAAAUUGUAUACAGCAUGGAAAAUUCAGGAGGGGGAUCAUUCAGGGUCAAUCGCACAACUGGAGUCAUAUACCUGCAGAGGCCGUUGGACAGGGAGCUUGAAGAUGUAAUUAUAGUAACUUUGACAGUCAGAGAUAAGGGUUUACCUCAGCUGGCCAGCUCCAUGAACCUCACAGUGCUUGUUGAGGACGUCAACGACCAUGAUCCAGAGUUUUCACAAACCUUCUACAGUGUAGUUAUAUACGAAGACACUCCUCGAGGAACAAGUCUGCUGAAAGUGCAAGCGCAUGAUAACGACAUUGGGCCUAAUGGAGAAGUGCGGUAUUACAUGUCUGAGAGCGGAUUCAUGAUAGACUCAGUGCUGGGUGUGGUCUCAGUAAUAGACCAAGUGGACCGAGAGAAGAAGUCUUCAUAUUCUUUCACUGUUACAGCUGCGGACAAAGGAGAUGUUCAACGAUCUGCCACAGCCACCAUCAAUAUUACACUGCUGGAUAUAAAUGAUUGCGUGCCUGUCUUCUCCCAAUAUCCACUGACUUUGCAUGUAUUGGAAAAUGGAGAGGACCCCAUUCAGAACAUGCAUCAGAUAUCAGCAUUUGAUGACGACAUGGGAUUAAAUGGUCUUUUAACAUACUUUAUAGAGAAUGGAAAUUCAGAGGGGCCCUUCUUAUUGCAUCCAAACGGAACAUUCUGGAUUUUACAAAAUCUUGACAGGGAGGUACAAAGUCACCACACAUUAAAGAUUAUUGCUGUUGACUCAGGUCCAGCACCACUGACAGGAACUGGAACUCUACUUAUUAUUGUUGAUGAUGUCAAUGACAAUAGACCUGUAUUUGAUAAAGAUAAUAUCAGCACUUUUAUAUUAGAAGAUGCCCCAGAUGGUACUAUCUUUGCAAGACUUACUGCCUCAGACAGAGAUGUUGGUUUGAAUGGACAAAUAAGGUAUUCUUUAGAAGAAACUGAUGUACCAUUUUCCAUCAAUGAAACAACUGGAGAGUUAUUCAGCACUGGUACCCUGGACAGAGAGACAGUGGCUUCUUACAGUGUCACUGUAGUUGCCCAUGAUGGACACCCCAGACACCCUCUCUCAAGCUCAGCCACCGUACUAGUGACAGUUGGAGAUGUAAAUGAUCAUUCACCACAAUUUCUCUAUGGACCAUAUGUGGCAAAUGUUCCUGCUGAAUUGGCCAAAGGAUCAAUAGUGAGUGCAGUGAUGGCCAAAGAUGAUGAUGAUGGGAAGAACGGACAGUUGAAUUUCUCCCUGCAUGGACAACAUUCCCAUCUCUUUACAGUCAGCUCUGACAGGGGAACUGUGUUCACCAUGGAAGCUCUCAGAAGAACCAGAGACAUUACGAUCAGUGUUCAUGUGCAGGAUGGAGGUACCAACCCCAGAAUGGACUCUACCACAUUGACAGUGCGGUUUCAAAAUGCCUCAGAUUUCCCUCGUGUUGCAGUGCAUGUACCUCAACAGUCACUCCCUGAGGACACUCCUCCUGGGAAUAUGGUGGCAGUUGCUACUGCAGAGACAUACAGAAGUGGACCUGUAUCUUUCUACCUGGCAUCUGGAAACACUGGAGAGGUAUUUGAACUGGAUCAGAGAACUGGUGAGAUAAACCUGACAAGAUCUUUGGAUUUUGAGACAAGCACAGAAUUCCAUCUAUUAGUUGAGGCAAGAGACUCGGGCCUCCCACCUUAUUCCUCUUAUGCUGAAAUUCAUCUGAAUGUCCGUGAUGUGAAUGAUAACUCACCUAUAUUCACACAAGAGGAGUAUAAGUGUGAGGUGUCUGAAAACAUACCUGCAAGCCAGGUAUGUGAUGUGUUAGCUGUUGAUGCUGACUCUGAGGCAUUUAGACAAGUAGAAUAUAUUAUUUUGUCAGGUAAUAUUGACGGUGUGUUUAAAAUAGAUAAAACUCAUGGCACUUUAACAACAACAAUGAGAUUGGACAGAGAGGACAUACCAGAGUUCAAACUUAUUGUUAAAGCCACUGAUAAAGAUGAGAGCAGUCACACUUCAACCACAGUAGUUAAUGUAGUUGUUCUGGACACAAAUGACCACGCACCUCGUUUCUCUGAAAUUUUCAUCACUGAGAUUCCUGAGGAUGCACCUAUUGGAUCCCCGGUCAUUCAGAUAACUGCCACCGACGAGGACAUUGGUGGUAAUGCUAUCAUUUCAUACACCAUUCCAGACCAGAUUGACCAGAUUCCUUUCAGUAUUGAUAAAGAUAGUGGAACUAUAGUGGUGAUGGGCCCUUUGGAUAGAGAACAUCGACACCAUUAUAUUGUGAGGGUUAUUGCCAAUGAUUCAUCUUGGAGUGUUAGCACAGAUGUUACCAUAGCCAUCAGAGACAUCAAUGACAAUCCACCAGUCUUUUCUCAGUCCAGCUACUUUGUCAUCAUAACCGAGACAAAAGCCCCGGAGAUUUUCCUCUUACCAGUAAAUGCUGUGGACAGGGACCUUGGACAAAAUGCACAAAUCCUCUUCUUUAUAGACCCCCCAAGUGAAAUGUUUAGCAUUAAUGCAUCCACAGGAGACAUUCUAACAAAACAACCCAUUGUUCUUGCUGGGCCUGAUCCUAAAAGCUUUAAUAUCACUGUUGUGGCAAUUGAUUGUGGAGUUAUCCCAUUGAACAGCUCAGCCAUUGUCACAGUGACUUUUGUUCAGUACAAUUACUUUCCACCAUCUUUUUUGCCCUUCAGAUCUCUUUUGUCAAUCCCUUUUAACUUGCCUGAGGGAACAGAGGUUCUUCAGCUUAAAGCAGUAGAUCAAGACUUUCCAGAAAAGAAUGACAGUGUUGAGUACAUCAUCAGCGGAGGAAAUGCGUCACGUUACUUUAUGAUAGACCUCCACACUGGCAGGGUAUGGUUGAGUAGAACUUUAAGGCAAAGCUUUAGUACUUACUUAACUCUUGUGGUUACGGCAAAAGAUAAAGGAUUACCUCCUCUUUCAUCUCAAACUGACAUCAAGUUUGACAUAACAUUGGAAAAUCAGUUCACGCCCCAUUUUUUAGAAAACCAUGUUACAUUUUCAGUCCCUGAAGACCUACCUCUGGGCUCUGUUAUUGGGAAAGUUCAGGCCAAAGAUGAAGAUGAUGGUGUGAAUGGAUUACUUUCUUACUCUAUUGUAGGUGAAAAUGUCAAUGUAUGGUUUUCUGUGGGGCUUCAUUCAGGAUUAAUCAAGCUGGUUAAACCACUUGACUUUGAGAAGGUAGAGACACAUUACAUUCUUAUUAUUGCAAAGGAUAGUGGCUGGUUCUCUAAGACUGGGAGAAGUAACAUCACAAUAAAUGUUACAGAUGUAAAUGACAAUCCGCCAGUCUUCGCAUCCUCAGAAUACAUAGCGUCUAUCUCAGAAAACUCAGUAAUUGGAUCAUCAGUAAUUCAGGUAAAAGCUACAGAUGAAGACUCUGGAAGUCAUGCUCAGAUAACAUAUUCACUAUUGUCAGGAAGCAUAGAAGUCUUCUCUUUGGAUUCCAGAAAUGGCACUCUGACCACUCUGGAGAUACUUGAUUUUGAGCAGCAGCAGAGUUUUGAACUUACAGUCAAGGCCUCUAACACAGAUAAUCAUUUACAUGAUGUAGCACGCAUCCACAUUCUAGUUACUGAUGUGAAUGAAUAUAUACCCACUUUUCAGAGGCAUCUUUACAACUUCUCUGUGCCUGAGACUGUGCCUCUACAAACUGAAAUCGGACAUGUAAAGGCCAUCGACUAUGAUGUAGGGCUUAAUGGUCAGGUCAUUUACUUAAUUUUUGGUCAGAGUAAAAAGGCAGGCUUUGUAGUGGAUGAAAGCAGUGGAAAAAUAUACACAUCCAAAGAUUUGAAGAAUAGGGGGCAGAAUCAUGCUGUUCUCCGCAUACUUGCCAAGAACAGAGGAAGCAUUACUGGCUUCAACACUGAUGAGGCCCUUGUUCACGUACAUGUAGUUGAUGAAAAUGAUCCUCCAGAAUUUGAGUCUCCUGUCUAUACAGUAACUGUACGUGAGGACACCUCAGUUGGGACCUCUGUAUUCAGAGUAAGUGCUUCAGACCAGGAUGUAGUAUUGAAAUGGAGCAGGUUCUCUUAUAGCAUAGAAAGUGGAAAUUAUAACAACUCCUUCAGUAUCAAUCCUGUUAAUGGAAUUAUUUUAGUUUACAAUGUGCUGGACAGAGAGUUGUGGUCUCUUUAUAACCUCACAGUGGUUGCUAUUGAUGAGGGAUCCCCUCCUGUAACAGGCAGCACAACCAUGUUUAUUACCAUCACUGACAUCAAUGAUAAUGCCCCUAGGCUUACAUCAACGGAAGGAUAUGUUAGGGAAAACCAACCACAUGGCACCUUAGUGGCCACACUGACAGCCACUGAUGAUGACCUCCCACCAAACCAAGGGCCAUUUACCUACUGGUUGAUGAUGCCUACAGUGGGGAACAGUUUUACUCUUACAUCUAAUGGGGUUCUCUUCACUUCAAGACCAUUGGAUCGUGAACAGAAUUCUCUUUUCCAGUUACAUGUGGUGAUCCAAGAUGCUGGUUCCCCACCCUUGUCCUCCACCACUGUGUUUCAGGUUAAAGUUCUGGAUGAAAAUGACAAUCCACCAGUACAAAGGAAUAUCAAUAUUUUGGUUAAGUAUUAUGGCAAUUCCUUCCCAGGAGGACUAAUUGGUAAAGUCAGCCCUGAUGAUCUGGAUGAAUCAGAUGUGUUCAACUGCAGUCUGAAAAGUGGGCCUAUGAGAAUGUUUGGUUUUCCGUUUGGGAAGUGUGAAUUGUGGUCCUCUCCAUUUCAAGGAGAGGCGACAUACAAUAUCACAGUAGAAGCAAGUGACCAGUUACACCCAUCGGUAAACAACAGCAUCUAUGUGAGUUAUAAAGGUUUUACCAACUUAUCUUUAGACAGCUGUGUCUUGUUCUAUGUAUCCUUGUCGACUCUUGAGGACUUUCUAUCACUGAAAUAUCUGAAGUUUGUCAAAGCUCUGGACAGCCUCUUCAAUUUGCAAGCAUCUAAAACUCAUGUAUUCGGGAUGAAACUUCAAGGGGAUAAAAUGCUUCUUCUGGCAGCAGUAAAAAGCUAUAAUGGACUGUAUCUGACUGGAGAAGUGGCAAGUGGCAUCUCAAGUAUGCACAAGAAGCUGCUCGAGGCUCAAAGUAAUGUGACUAUAUCUCAAAUUACCAGUGAUCCUUGCUCACUCAAACCGUGCCAAAAUGGUGCAACCUGCAACAAAAACAUCCACAUCAGUCAGGACAUCGCUGUGUUAGAAAGUUCCCAGCUCAUAUUUGUGUCCCCCCAUUAUGCUGAGGUAUUUAACUGUUCCUGCCCAGCUGGAUUUACUGGAGCUAGGUGUGAGUCUGACAUAGAUGAAUGUAUGGAGAACCCUUGUGAAAAUGGGGGGAGCUGCUAUAACAACCCUGGAGGGUUCCUCUGCCACUGCACAGAGGGCUUCUCAGGAAUCCAUUGUUCCACUGUUGAUAAUGAAUGUCAGACAGUGACAUGUUCCAAUGGUGGGACAUGCUGGAACAUACAAGGAGGGUUCUUCUGUGAAUGCAGACCUGGAUAUGAAGGAAGAUUUUGUGAUUUCAUCAUAGACCAUUGCGCAUCAUCCCCUUGCUUACUUGGCAAUUGCUCAAAUAUUUUAACUGGAUACACUUGUCUUUGUCCAUUUGGUGUUACUGGAGUUCACUGUGAAGAGCAUAGUUAUGGCUUUGAAGAGUUGUCCUACAUGGAGUUUCCCCCUUUAGAUCCCAGAUAUAACUUCAUCUCUCUGGACUUUGCAACAAUGAAACAGAACUCGUUACUUUUGUACAACCCUGGUGACCCAUCAACUUCAGAGUUUCUAGCUCUUGAGAUUAUAAAUGGAAGGCUAUGCCUCUCCUAUAAUCUUGGCUCAGGGGUUGCAAGGCUGGAGACAGGAAAACCAGUGGCUGAUGGGAUCUUCCACAAUAUCACUGUUAGAAGAACUGGAAAUAUAGCAUCUUUAGAGGUGGACAGCUGCUUUGCUGAUGAGCCCAAAGACUUUUGUUUCUCACAACAUGAAGGCACUGGAAGCUACAGGACUCUGGAUGUUAGGACCAAUAACCUGACAAUUGGAGGUGUGAAGGCCAUUGAUGCCAUUUUAUCGAGGCCAUCUCAAGUCAGCACUCAUGAUUUUAUUGGAUGUAUGAGGAAUAUAAAAGUGAAUAAUAUGCUGCUUGAUGCUUCAAGGGUUCUAGCAUCCAGCAAGAUACUUGAGAGAUGUCCACGAGCUGAUGUUACUCUCUGCAGUAGUACCAUGUGUCUGAAUGGAGGGAUUUGCCAAGAUCUCUGGUCCUAUCACUAUUGCCAGUGUCCUGAGAAUUUCACUGGUGCCAAGUGUGCCAACAGUCUAUCAGAAGAUCAUGCCUUACUACUCAUCGAAGGGACCUACAUUGAGUUUUUUGUCAAGGAAAGCCAUAUCAGGAACCAGCUGCUUCAAGCCUUUCUUGGUGGGAAGGAUGACACCUUUAAAGGUUUCAUCAGCGUUGAGAUUAAAUUCAGGACAAUCAAACAGGACAGUGUUUUAUUUUUUUGCUGGGGCAGAACAUUGUCCUUAAAACUUAAGAUAUCUGAUGGAAAACCUCUGUACAUAUUCACAAAUGUUACAUCUGGACAGCAGUGGGAGCUGGGCGUGGACAGAAGCGUGUCAGAUGGACGGUGGCAUGUCCUUCUCCUGCGCAGACAUGGGCAAAGGACUGUCCUGCUCCUGGAUGAGCGGCCAGUUGUGGACUUCACUCAUAGCAUCAUUAGCCACAUUAUUUUCAUUGUAGAGACGAUCACGCUGGGGUCAGCUCCAACUGCAGACUCAGAAGAUCUUCAAUCAGGAUUUGUAGGAUGUGUGGAGUUCGUCAAACUCAAUGGACAGAUUUUACCUUUCAGCGGCCACAGUGAAAUGGUUGAGGCCAAACCCAGUCCUUUACUCUUCGAGAAAGACUGUGUGUCUGCAGAUGACUGUGCUCUGACCCCUUGCUUUAAGGAAUCCUGUCUUGCUCCGUCUUGUCUCAGUGGCAGUGAUUGUAUUGUGUCUCCCUCAGAGGACAGCUGGUGCACCUGUCUACAUAAUGUCUCUGCUUCAUUGUGUGGGACAUGUUCGUCUGCUAGUGAGCACAGAGAUGCUUGUGUCCAGGCCCAAAAAAGCCCACCUUUGUGGAUCAUCGCUGUUGUAGUUCCCCUAACCCUCAUUCUGUUAAUUGUUAUCCUUUGCUUUGUCCUGAGGAGGCAGGGAAAACAUAGGCAUACAAAACACAAGAGUCAGACAUGCCAUGCACUUUCAACUAAACAGUAUGGCAUGGACAAUGUGGCAUUCAGUCUGGACCAUGGUGAUGGUGGUCCCCAGGAUGGUUCCAAUGAAAGCAGCAAGCAGCCUGAUCUGAUAAUGCCAGGGAAGUUGAUUAGGGGAGUUGAGAGUUGUAGCGAAGGUGGUCUAUCUAGUCAUCUAACAGGGUUUGGAGGAAGUGAACUGGAGUACUAUGAGAUUGACAGCACAUAUACAGUGUGCUCCUCUAAUAUAGAGCAAGUAAAGCAAGAUGGUUGUGACAUUAACUCCCUUAGUUUUGUACCGUGGGAAAAAGGAACGAAGGGAACAUCUACACAAAGAGCGAGCCCUCAAGUUUCUCCAUCCAUGUGUGAAAGAGGAAAGCAAGAACCCACAAAGCCACAGCCCCAAGCCUAUCCUGAACCCUCUGAUCUCAGGAACUGUAAACCUCACACCAAAAGAAGUGGGGGUGGUGUAGAUGAUGGUCAGUACAGGGUCUGUAAAACUCACUUGCUCUCCAAGAAAAAGCUGAGCCCUGAACUGGUAGAUCCCCCUUGUUUUCUCACAGAAGAUGAGGUUAAGAGACUAGAUCAAAUACGAGACACUCCAGGACCACCCAAAAACCCUCCCAGACCCUUCAAUACAGCCAGGAUGGCAGAGAGCUCAUCAGAGAGCGAAAGUCACAGCUCUUUCACUUGCUCAGAAUAUGACUGUGAGAGGGAACUCUGCUGCAUCUGUUCACAGGACAACAGGCAUGGUCAUGCGACUGAAGAUUUGUCCAGAGGACAGCUCAUAUUAGCUGUCCCCUCACCCUUCAGAGAUGUUCAGACUCCUUCCGGUACAGCUGGAUGUGGAACCGUCCAGCAGUGGGAGAGCCUCUUAAAUCAAAGGAUCCACUUUAAUACCUACUCAGACGUUUUUGAGGACAUUGCAAGCCUGCCUGUCAUUCAGGCCUAUGACUGUGACACUCACAGUGAAGAAGAGCAGAUUAUUUGAAAAAGUUAAGGCUUUAAAGCUCUCUACACACUGUAACUGUUUUCAUUUACUUUACCUUUUUCAGAGGCUAUGAGGCAGAUUACUUAUGACACACAGAAAGUAAAGUGUGUAGUGUUUGCACCAGAACACAUUUACUAUAAGGUCAUCAAUACAGAUGCUAUAAUUACACUUUGGAAAUGAUUGAAUGGCUAGGAAAAGGUUCUUUUGAUGGUCAUUGGUGGGUGUGCAGUGCCAUCUGCUGGCAGGGCUCUAAUAGUACACCUGAUUGCUUCCCCCGCUUUAAAAGGCUGUGCGUUAGGAUCAUGUGUUAGUUCUUAACUAUAAAAUCAAUAUUGUAUGGAAGUGCAGCUGUUCACUUCCAGGUCUUGUAUUUUAAUCCUGCUGUACUUAUGUAAAAUAUGUAAAAUAUCCCAUACUUCACUUUAAAGUACACAGAAAUAAAGACUAUAGAAAAAGAACACAUUGCUGCUGUCAGAAGAAAACCUCGUAUCUCAAAUUUUGUCAUUUUUCAGUUUUUGGCAUAAUUUGAAGAUGGCUUCUGCUCUUAACAAUGUGUGUAUAAUGAAUUGAACAAAACAAAUGACCUAAAAUGUCUGGUUCCAUUGGCUUACAUUGUCUUAAAGUAAAGUAAGUUUUUUCCUUGUACUUUAAAGUUACUAUUGAGGAGAUACAAGGUCUUCCAAACAACAGUGAUAUACAGCUGUAUUAAAAAAGAAUACAACAUAGUCCCUCACACUGAAAAAAGCAAACGUAUAUUAUAUAUACUUUGAUACCUCGUGCGAGCCAGUAAAAAUGAAAAUGAUACAAAACUGUUUCAUUGUCUUUUAAUAGCUAGUUCUGUAACUGUCUUCAAAUUUCCAUAAAACAAAGUAUUCUGGGACAAUACUGGAAUAAUAAAAUACUUUAUUAAAACACUGA